Molecule: messenger RNA, 1455 nt
Organism: Durusdinium trenchii
Lineage: Eukaryota; Dinophyceae; Suessiales; Symbiodiniaceae
Source: the annotation of a GenBank genome assembly
GCACUGAACCGGGACAGCAGCAUGUCGAAUCCAAUGUUUCUGUUGCAGCUUUGAAGUGCCAAGGAUGACGCGGGAAGGAUCUUUACCAGUUUGUGCAGAAACAUGUUCCUACAAGCUGCAUGUUUUUUUGCUUGGCCUCAUUCGCACUGCGACUCCCCCAUAUGUCCGGUGCAUUCUAAGAAGCUGACAAUGUAUUUGGCCACGCCACCUGCGCCGCAGGAACGCUUGCCAAGGCCUCAAACCCCUGCAAAUCAGAGAGUGUUUGGGCGCAGCAAGGAAAAUGAAUGGACGUCACCCAUUCGUUCAGGAGGAUAUGGAUCUCCUGCGAGCGAAGGCUCCUCACCGCUCUGGCAAGGGCCGAGUGCUGAGAAGUACGAGAAGGCUUGGCUGAACCAAUCUCCAAGUGCUGCAAGUACCACCGUACCUUUAGAGGUCACUCGGCCUGAGAGCUUCUAUCAAUCAGGUCCUUUGGCUGAGGGUCCGAUGAGGCUUGCCCCCGAAGUGGAUUCGCCAAGACGCACGCUUGAUCCUCCAAGCUCACCAUCGGGAGACUGGCAGGGCUUUUACAAUCAAUGGCUGCAGGAUCAAGAAAGCUUUCAGCAUUGCACUGAAUCCCAAGCAAAGCUCUUGAAGGCCACACAGUGGGCUGCAAAGCACAUCGGAUCAGGCCAUGAAGCCGUGGAGGCAGCCAAGCAACACAUUCAGCAACUGCGAUCGCGCCAGCAUCGCAUGCGUUUUAAUUCCAAUCUUCGUUGGCACAAGGCGAAUCUGGCCUUUGAGUUGCAGCAACUGGCCCACAUGAAGACUCACAAAGAGGAGUCCUUUCAGGCCGCAGCGCAUGCGGCAGAGGUUGACCUGGGCCCUGCUCAUGAGGUUGUUGCAAAUGCACGUCGCAUGGCUCAAACGCUCAAAUUGCGGAAAGUUCACAAGGCUCGAAAAGACCGUGAGGCAAAGCAAGAUCUUGAAGUACGUGCAGCAGCAGAAAGCAAGGACUUGCACGCACUGGCUGGAAGCAUUCAGGUGGCCGCGCAAAAACUUGGCGCAGCGCACGAAAUCGUCGAGCGAGGCCGCCAGGAAUUCUUGCAGCAGCGGCGCGAAUUGCAGCGUCAGCAGUGGGAAGAGUGCGUCCAUCUUCAGCAAGCUCUGAUGGUUGAAGCCUGCGAGUCACAAGAUCCAGAGCAAAUCGAAGCUCGGAUUUUGGCUGCUUCUCAUAGUCCUUUGGGACAAGGCCAUGAGAUCGUACUGUACGGUAAACGCUAUUUGCUUUGGUUGCGACGUGCUAUGCAGCGCCGCGCGCUGGAAGCUCGCCAAUCUCGCUGCGUGAAGGUCCUUCUCCAAGCCUCGCAAGAAGCUACCGAAGCAGAGGUCAGAAGUAUGGAAAUACAAGGUGUGGCCCACGAUGUCCCAGUACCUCGUUGGGAGAAAUUGAAUGACCAAAUAUUGUUGUAACCGUUG